This is a messenger RNA of Columba livia (rock pigeon), 3544 nucleotides long. RefSeq names its product 3'-phosphoadenosine 5'-phosphosulfate synthase 2 (gene PAPSS2). Gene Ontology annotation, molecular function: ATP binding; adenylylsulfate kinase activity; sulfate adenylyltransferase (ATP) activity. The record is from RefSeq and is a predicted model, not a curated record. The transcript is spliced from 13 exons. Lineage: Eukaryota; Metazoa; Chordata; Aves; Columbiformes; Columbidae. The coding region runs from base 48 to 1898 and encodes 616 amino acids. Gene Ontology annotation, biological process: sulfate assimilation; 3'-phosphoadenosine 5'-phosphosulfate biosynthetic process.
CGGCAGCGCUUAUAGCCCGGCCCGGCGCGGCCCCGCCGCCCGUCACCAUGUCGAGCCGGCAGCACACGGAAUCAACCAAUGUGGUUUACCAAGCCCAUCACGUCAGCAGGAGCAAGAGAGGACAAGUCGUCGGUACCCGGGGAGGAUUUCGCGGCUGCACGGUUUGGCUGACAGGCCUUUCUGGAGCUGGCAAGACCACCAUUGGCUUUGCUCUGGAGGAGUUCCUGGUCUCUCAUGGCAUCCCUUGCUACUCCCUGGAUGGUGACAACGUUCGGCACGGCUUGAAUAAAAACCUGGGUUUCUCGGCUGGGGACCGCGAGGAGAACAUCCGCCGCGUCGCGGAGGUGGCCAGGCUGUUCGCCGACGCCGGGCUCGUCUGCAUCACCAGUUUCAUUUCUCCUUUCGCAAAGGAUCGUCAAAAUGCACGGAAAAUCCACGAAGCAGCUGGACUUCCUUUCUUUGAAAUCUUUGUAGAUGCUCCUCUAAAUAUUUGUGAAAGCAGAGACGUGAAGGGCCUGUACAAAAAGGCAAGAGCUGGAGAGAUCAAAGGAUUCACGGGGAUUGACUCCGACUAUGAGAAGCCCGAAUCUCCUGAACUGGUGUUGAAAACGAAUGUUGCGUCAGUGUCUGAAUGUAUUCAGCAGGUUGUGGAGCUCCUUCAAACACAAAACAUUGUGCCUCAUGGUUCGAUUAAGGAUGUUCUUGAGCUGUUUGUACCUGAAAAUGAGCUCAGUAGUGUCCGAGCCAAAGCGGAGAUGCUGCCAGCCGUAGAGAUCACUAAGCUGGAUCUGCAGUGGGUGCAGGUGCUGAGCGAAGGCUGGGCCACUCCGCUCACCGGCUUCAUGCGCGAGGCUGAGUACUUGCAAGUGAUCCACUUCGGCACCCUGCUGAACGGAAGGAAUCGCUCUAUAGCUGACGGCAUCGUCAACCUGAGCAUCCCCAUCGUGCUGCCCAUCUCCACGGAGGACAAGGAGCGGCUGCAGGGCUGCGAGGCGCUGGCGCUCAGCUUCGCGGGCCGGAGGGUGGCCGUGCUGAGGAACCCCGAGUACUUUGAGCACAGGAAGGAGGAACGCUGCGCCCGCGUCUGGGGCACCACCUGCGCCAAGCACCCCCAUGUCAAAAUGGUGAUGGAGAGCGGAGACUGGCUGGUUGGUGGAGACCUCCUUGUGCUGGAGAAGAUCAAAUGGAACGACGGGCUGGACCAGUACCGCCUGACACCACUCGAGCUCAAGCAGAAGUUCAGGGAGAUGAAUGCUGAUGCCGUCUUUGCAUUUCAGCUGCGCAACCCCGUCCACAACGGGCACGCGCUGCUCAUGCAGGACACGCGGCGCCAGCUUUUGGAGAGGGGUUACAAAAACCCCGUCCUUCUCCUGCACCCUCUGGGAGGAUGGACCAAAGACGACGACGUCCCGCUGGAGUGGCGGAUGAAGCAGCACGCGGCAGUGCUGGAGGAGCACGUGCUGGACCCCAAGCUGACCAUCGUUGCCAUCUUCCCCUCUCCCAUGCUCUACGCCGGUCCCACAGAGGUGCAGUGGCACUGCCGAGCUCGCAUGAUCGCCGGCGCCAAUUUCUACAUCGUGGGGCGCGACCCGGCGGGCAUGCCUCACCCCGAGACCAAGAAGGAUCUCUACGAGCCCACGCAGGGAGGGAAGGUCCUCAGCAUGGCGCCAGGCCUGACCUCGGUGGAAAUCAUCCCUUUCCGGGUGGCUGCGUACAAUAAACUGAAAAAGGCCAUGGAUUUUUAUGACCCCAAAAGGCACGACGAUUUCGACUUCAUCUCGGGGACGCGCAUGAGGAAGCUCGCUCGCGAAGGCGAAAACCCGCCAGACGGCUUCAUGGCCCCCAAAGCUUGGAAAGUCCUGACCGAGUACUACCAGUCGCUGGAAAAAAAGAAUUAAUGCUACUCCUCCUCCCUAGAAAUAUUGUAUUAAGAGUGAGCAAUGAUUGAUUGAUUCCCUAUGACACAGAUCAGUUACUUGGCAUUUCCAACGUUCUGACUGAAGGUUUUCCUACCUGGGUCAGAGUGGUUUUUACUAAUCAGAAAAUACUUUAAGCCUGGUCCUGCUCCCAGCUGAGCGCGGCUGCGGGUUUUGGUGCCGCCAGGGCCACACACUGGCCCCUGGUGCAGAGCUGGGGGUGAAAAUGUGUCUGUCCCCUGCGAGGAGCAGAAAUGAAGAAGCACCUUUGGCUGCCCCGUGCAGGCCAGUUCAGCUGCUGCUGCUGGGGUGCGAGAGGGAAACGAGCACUCGGUGCUUGGAUCCAGUCGCUGCCCUCAAGGUUGUGCCUUAGACAAUUUUUGCGAAGAAACAACAGGAUUAUUUUAAUACCUUUUUUUUAACAAGAUUUUUUAAAAUCAGCCUUGACCGCUGCCAGUUCCUUGUGGCCAAGUCGGUUGCUCACUGUUCUUCCUUGCUUCUUCCUGCCUGACCCCUCUGCUCAAAACAGAACCUGGGCCGAGCAUCACUAAGCUCAGCUUUACAUGGGGCUCUGCCGUGGGGAUCCCUGUGCUUGCUGGUGGCCCCGGCGCUUUUCCUGGGAGGUCCCUGGGACGGCUCAGGGCUGCCAGCAGAACCGAGGAUGCUGCUUCCGUGGGUGUCCUCCCUCCCACCUCGCAGGGUCGGAUCCCCAUGCUCCUCCUGCCUGAAAGACCAAUUAGAGGCAAAACAGCAAAGUCAUGGAUGCCAGAAAAGUCCUUGGGUCCAUGCCUAAAAAUCGCUGUGGCCCUUAUCUUCUUAUUUCCUCCCCAGUAUGGACUUUGCCGUUGGGCAUGAGGCUUCUCCGCUGAGGUCACCGCAGCGCGACCCAACGCCGGAGCUUCACCUGCGGGGGUCAGAUGUGUCGUAAAUGAAAUGGAAACCGCGUUCUCACACCUUCGCCUCCUCUUGUGCUUCAGUCUUAAUUCCAUGCGGAUCUGCGCUCUGCAAAAACAAUCACACUUCUGCUCGUAACUUAGGAUCGUGACCUACAUCUCAAGCUAAAACUUGUUUUGCUGUGGCCAUGGUACAGGGGCUGAAACUACCUGUGCAUUGAGAAUAUUUUUGCAAAAAGUUGUUUGUUGGGGUGUUGAGGUUUUUUUUGGUAUUUUUUUAAAGUAUUCUGAGCAAAGAGCCCAAAGCUGUGUUAUACCUCGAAAUGCUGCAAUGCCCACAUGAGCAGCUGACAGCACACGAGCAGCGGUGCCUUCAAUAUUCAGGCCCUCUGGCAGGGACCUGGAGGAGAAAAGCAAUACUCCAAUUAGCUGAUUGCAAUGUAUUUGUCAUUUUUUUGAAGUAGUCAAAUAGUGCUUGUCAUAAACGCAGUAAACCCAAAUGGUUACAGCAAAACAUAAAUGUUGUAUUAUCCUUUUAAAGUAGCGUAGCGUACUGAUUACCUCUGAUUGAAAUAGAGUAUGUGGACUAGUUGGGGUUUUUUUAUAGUAUAUUUAUUAAAGACAUGAGACGGGAAUUUGUACCUCAACUAAUACAUCUCACGAUUUAAUAUAUUCUGAAAUUGAUACUCUGCUACAAAACACUCACUUUUAGUACAAAUAAAUAUUUAUACUCUC